AAACACGAUGUCAGACCGAUUCAAAGAGUUCGUCGACGUCCCACAGCAGUUCUUGAAGGAAGGACAGCAGUUCAUCAACCGCUGCACAAAACCCGACAAGAAAGAGUAUCUCCAGAUCUCAAGGGCUGUCGCGAUCGGUUUCGUAGUCAUGGGUCUCCUGGGGUACUUCGUAAAACUUAUCCAUAUCCCCAUAAACAACAUCCUUGUCGGCGCGGCGUGAUACCGAAAAGCCUGGCAGGCGCAGGGCAGGUAGUCGUUGUAUUUCCUUAUGCUCCGGAUGUAAUUCAUGGAUGUUUUG
This is a messenger RNA of Dacryopinax primogenitus, 298 nucleotides long. Its product is annotated as protein translocase SEC6. NCBI's taxonomy places the organism in Eukaryota, Fungi, Basidiomycota, Dacrymycetes, Dacrymycetales, Dacrymycetaceae. The transcript is spliced from 5 exons. The record is from RefSeq and is a predicted model, not a curated record. Gene Ontology annotation, biological process: protein targeting; post-translational protein targeting to membrane, translocation. Gene Ontology annotation, cellular component: membrane; Ssh1 translocon complex. The coding region runs from base 8 to 220 and encodes 70 amino acids. Gene Ontology annotation, molecular function: transmembrane protein transporter activity.